UGCUGCUGGACCUGGCAUUCAGCAUGGCCUGCCAAAAAUGCAAGACCCAUGGUCGCUGUUCUGCUCACCUUCAGCUGCCGUCCUGUUAUACCGUCGUCCCCUUUGAUCCCGCUGGUCCUACCAAUUCUUUGAUUAUCAAACGUCAUGGCAGCCAAUCCGCUCAUCUCGACCCAAGAUCCAAGCGGACUUGGGAGCCUCGGAGUGUCACUCGCGUCUCUUGAAGCCAGCUUCAAUGCUGCCACUGCUCUGCUCAACAGAGCGAGGGGACAUCGUCAGCUUCCAGAGGCACAGCAACGGCAAGGCAAACGACCUGAGGAGCCUGGGAACCCUUCGGCAAGUCGGCCUUUGGCUGCGCAAGAGGCUUCGGUUCUGCAAGGCGAGCAGCGAGUAAGCGCCCAGUCGUCUCUUCUGCAGGCUUCUCUGGAGGAUUUUCGAAAAAAGUUUGCGAACCCGUUUCCCGCGGUGCUGUCAGACAGCGCAUCGAUAAAUGACAGGGAAAACUCAACGGUCCAGGAAGUUGCCGGAAAGGGAAGGCCACGGACAUCAGAAGAAACAAUGGAAACGGUCACUGUGAAAGGCGCCGCAGGGUCAGGCGGGCAUUUGGGCGGAGACGUUUCCAUCCUGGAGGCCGCAUCAGUGUCGGUGCCCAACAAAUUGGCCGAUCUCUUUCCCGCGCGAGGAACAACCGCUUCGAGUGCCUUGAAAGUUCCAUCUGCGAAAACGCACCCGGCACCAUUCACAAACACAGGCACAAGUCGCCGAGAUACCACAUCUUUGAUACCAAAAACGCAAAAUCCCACAAAGGCGAACCUGCACAAACGUCAUGCAGACCCCUCGCAAACUAUCGCGUCGUUGGAUCCGAGAAAGAUAGAUGAGGAAGUCAAGACUUUGGACGCUUUGCAGGAUAGAAUCCACGCAAUCAAUCAAAAGCUGCUACGGCAGCAACUUGCAGUUGCCAAUGAUCAGAGCAAUGCUGUGCAGCAGCAAAUCAUGAAGCAAAUUACGCAUCUACAUGAUAUGCAAGAGAAGCAGGCGGAAUGGCAAAUGCUGCAUAUGAAAAAGCUUCAGACUUUGAUGAGCGUCGAGAUUGUUCCAGGCAACGUCCAGGCGGCAGCGACACAGCCACGAGCGGGAAAACUACCGCUUCCACCCGACUCUGAGUCUAUUGCUCGUAGAGAUGCGGAGCCUUCCAAUGCUCCACGUGUGAAUGAUGGGCCAAACAAUGCGCAAACUGUGGGGACCCAGUCAGGACCAGGGCCCAGCCAGGAUUUGAAGGAUCAGCUACGAGCCAUCCACGAAGAUUUGCGAAAGUACAUCACGACCACUACUGCAGGAGCCAUUCACGGUCCAGAACUGCCAGUGCCAAAAGCGGUGGCUGACGAAGGAACGUCGACGGAACUUGAUCGGCAAGCGAAUCUGGUUGGGCGGAUUGCGACGGCGCUGGACGAUCUUGCCGGUAUUCACUCUACACUGGGUUGGUCGCCCCUUGACGAGGUUUUGACAGCACGGUUUCCAUCGACCAAUGCUGGGCCAAGAGCGCGGGCUGAGGAGCUUGAGGUCGAUACUGCCACACCGAAGGCAGCGCGGCCAGGUGCGCGCCCCAUUUCGCAAAGUCUGAAUACCGUGGAAGACAACUUCAGCUACACCCGUGUAGCCAGUGCUCUACGGGAUCUGAGGCAGAAAACCCUUGCAAUCCUUGGUGAUGAUCACAAGCCAUCAUUUGGACCUGCUGACUUCCCAAUAAAGCCAACGUUUGGCGAGGUCAGCCAGCGGGCACCGGAUGGAUUUGAUGAGCCAGACGAUCACGAGCGUAUCAGAGCUGCUGUGCAUCAGAGAAUCCUGCAGCUAACAAAGGGAAAGACCAUCCGUUCAACAAUUACAAUCAAAGCGCUCGGACCAAGGCUCCAAUACCUCCUAAGGAGCAACCUGCACAUUACGUGACGCCUUCCAUACCAGCAGCCGAGCCAGCUGCAAAACCUCGCGCCAUUCUGCUACCCAGAAAUAGUUCGGGAGACAUCCAAUCCA
Molecule: messenger RNA, 2025 nt
Organism: Fimicolochytrium jonesii
Lineage: Eukaryota; Fungi; Chytridiomycota; Chytridiomycetes; Spizellomycetales; Powellomycetaceae
Exons: 3
Coding region: 145-1941 (598 amino acids)
Source: RefSeq, a predicted model, not a curated record